CAUCAGAAAAAGUGGUGAGACACAGUUUUUUCAAUGCUAUUACACGUGAAAUGCAUGCUGCAACAAGAUCAACAUGAGAAAACUCAAGUUUCACGAACAAAAAUUGUUGAAGAAAGUCGACUUUAUAUCAUGGGAAGUCGACAACAACUUGCACGAGGUGAAAGUGCUGAGAAAAUACCACAUUCAAAAAAGAGAAGACUACACAAAGUAUAAUAAACUCAGUCGUCAUGUACGUACAUUGGCGAAUAAGAUAAAGCAGUUGGACCCUAAGGACCCUUUCCGAACACAAUGCACAUCACAGCUCAUCGAAAAACUAUACAUGAUGGGUCUGAUCCCUACAAAGCGAAGUCUGGAGCUUUGUUCCAAAGUAAAUGCAUCAGCGUUUUGUAGAAGAAGACUCCCUGUUGUCAUGGUGAGACUCAAUAUGGCGGAGUCCGUGGCCAAUGCUGUUAGAUUCAUUGAGCAAGGACAUAUACGAGUUGGACCAGAGCUUGUGUUAGAUCCUGCGUUCUUAGUUAACAAGAAUUUGGAGGACUUUGUGACAUGGACAGACACUUCCAAGAUUCGCCAACAUGUUACAACGUACAACGAGAUGAGAGAUGAUUUUGGACCAUUAUAACAACCAAGUGCGAGGGUUGAUCUGUGUAUAUAUCGCCCACAGUUUGUUUCAAAACUUCUGGGCGAGACUGUGGACAAUGCCAAGAGCCCAACGACCCCAACAGAAUGGAAAUCUUCAAUUGAACUGAUCAUGUGGGGGGCUUGAUCAGGAAUGGAAACCAAUUUGUACUGAAUGAGAACAAAACAUGAUUUAUAUCCUGACAAAUAAUAUUGUUGUAGCUUUUGGUGACCUCUGACCCCUCCAAAAUCCUCUUCUGGAAGAUGUCUCAUUGCGGGGGAUUGAGGACUUAAGGGCUAUUUUAUUUAACAAUCACUUAUCACUGCGCUAGGCAUACCAAUCUUAACCAAUUCCAAACAUUUUUGGUGUUGAAUGAACAUAAAGUGGAAUAUAGUGGGGGAUUGGGGACUGUAGCCCAACUAUCAACUGCCUACAUAAAAAGGGAAAAGAUUUCUCCAUCUUAACAUAGUUUUUACUUUUGUUUUGGUAUUUAUAAAUGUAUGUUCAGCUUUUAAGACGUUAUUGUGAUGAAAACAAGAUAGUUUUGAAAUGAUGUCAAUAAAAAUAUUUGUUAACAGAAUACUUGUUUAUGAAAGAGUUUUCUAUUGCAUCACGAUUAUUUUAUGUAAUCAUUUGAUAGAUCACCACGCAUGUUUGAUAGUUGGAGUUAUAACUUCCCUUAUAAGAACCUGCCUUUUGAUUGGUUUCUAUACUGCAUCACACAUUUUAUUUUUAGUAGCAUUGUUAUGCGCUAUACCCACACAUCAAACAAUGUACUAUACCCGUUUCUACCAUAGCAACCAGUCUACUAUCCCCAUAGCAACAUUAGCUUCUUUGUACCUAGAAGUAUUGGUAAAUUAUAUUGGGGGUGUAACAAAACACAUUAUUGACUGUUUUUACUCAUGCUGUGGUUGAAACUGCCACUACCACGACCACUUUGUAGUUUUAAAGAUAAUAACAGAAUCCUGGCUGCAGGGGUAUAUUAACCACUACACUCGAAGCAGUCAAUGUUUGUAUAUCAGCUAGCUAUAUCUUCAAGUGUUUGGUUUUCUUCUCUGAACAUGCAUUGCUAUUAGUGCUUUAAAAUGACCAUGCCAAGUAGUCAAAACCAACUUUCAGCCUCCAACGAGUUGUUUAAUAACAUCAGUGCCUAUGCAUUGUUUAAUGCUCGGACAGCAGUGGAUAACAUUCUGAGUUGAUUAUUAUAGAUUUAAGGCACUGGACACGUUUGGUAAUUGUCAAAGACCAGUUCUCUCACUUGAAGUGAUUCAAUAACAAACCUGUGAAAAUUUGGGCUCAAUUGGUCAUCGAAGUUGCAAGAGAAUAAUACAAGAAAAAACAUCCUUGUUUCAUUGUGUGCUUUGCUGCAUAAUAAGAGGCUUCAGCUAAAGUCUUUUAUUAUUUGAGUGAGAAAUUACCCCUUUCUAAAAAACUACGUUACUUCAGAGUG
Asterias rubens (European starfish) is the source of this 2066-nucleotide messenger RNA. RefSeq names its product U3 small nucleolar ribonucleoprotein protein IMP3-like. NCBI's taxonomy places the organism in Eukaryota, Metazoa, Echinodermata, Asteroidea, Forcipulatida, Asteriidae. The transcript is spliced from 6 exons. The coding region runs from base 74 to 619 and encodes 181 amino acids. Gene Ontology annotation, cellular component: small ribosomal subunit; small-subunit processome; Mpp10 complex. Gene Ontology annotation, biological process: rRNA processing. Gene Ontology annotation, molecular function: rRNA binding; structural constituent of ribosome; snoRNA binding. The record is from RefSeq and is a predicted model, not a curated record.